Molecule: messenger RNA, 5263 nt
Organism: Gasterosteus aculeatus aculeatus (three-spined stickleback)
Lineage: Eukaryota; Metazoa; Chordata; Actinopteri; Perciformes; Gasterosteidae
Gene: eng
Product: endoglin
Source: RefSeq, a predicted model, not a curated record
CCGCGCGUGGAUUAUAAAGGGGAUUUUAUUCAGGGAAGCCCCCCCGAGCCGAGAAACUGACCUUGUCUCACCUGUUCCGGCGCCACAGUCCCUGCUGCUCCCGCCACUAGAGGACUCUUCAGCAUCUGCCUGAGAAGCUUCACCCGCCCGCCGACCUCCACCCGGCUUCCACCGACUCCUCCCGACGUCACCUGGAAAGACGAUGGAAGGUCACGUGGUGCGACUUCUUCUGUGCAUCUCGGCUGCAGCCGGCGCCUCAAGUCAAACGUGUGAUCCAAAGGAGGCCGUCAACCCGUGGCUCCACGUGAGGGACGUCCUGGUUGACUGCUGGACCAGCUUCAUCACAGAGGACAAGGCGGAGGUCCACGUCCUCAACCUGAACUAUGAUGCCAAAAAUUCCCAGAUGUUUAGUCUGCUGAUGACCAAUGCCCAGCCAAUGAACCUCAUCGUCACCUCCACAGACACGAUCUACGGUGUAGCCGAACUCAACGACAACGUCAACAUUUAUAUCAACAAUGACUCCGUGGUUAGUUUUCCCCGGAGCCAAUAUCUCAACAACAUCCAUAAGCAAUCCUUCCCGACUCAACACGAGGAGCUGGUCAAGUGGGCAACACAGAAGUUUGGGGGCGUGACUUCAUUCACCAGCAUCAGUAAUCUGAUAACCAUGACAUCGACGGGAACAAACGGAACCAAGUCCGGCUCUAGUUCCUGCGUACUCCGAAGUGAAGAUGUGCCACAGAAUCACUUUACGGAGAUUGAAACAGAAUCCAACACCAAAUCGUUGGUCAAAUCGUGCUCCCCACAGCCAACGAUCCCCAAUGAUGAAACAGAGCUUCACGUCAUAAACGUCUUGGAAACUUCCACCACGCGCGAUGUAUCGGUUCGCAUUGACACUGAAAAAACCAACGUGUUCUUGAGAGGCCCUCGGGGGACCACGUGGACCCUCACCACCCCGCACAUGGCCCGUGUUGUUUCCAACAACAACGUCCUGCUGUCCGCAUUCAGACAUACAGUGGGGCCGUCGUCCACCCUGGAGAGCGACAAUGCGGAGGAUGUGCAAAGGAAGGCUUUAAAAGAUUUCAAUGUCACCGCUUUCACCAGCUACACUGAACUCGCAUCACAGCGCUCCAGGGUUCAACUGGUUCUUGGAACAAAAGAAAACCCUGCAGCUGUAAAAACAUCUCCAGCACCAGUGACUACCACUACAAGCACGGCCUCCCCAACGCCUGUGCUGAUGCAGCUGCACACCUCUGCAGACUACCGUUCUCCCUUGGACCCUGCCACCAAGGUGCAGAGUGACAAGAGAAUUUAUGCCGAGUUUUCAGUUCACACUUUUGGAGACAUUAGCCUGACCGUCACGGUGGUCAACUGCUCCGCGCGAUCCAAGGGCUCGUGUCCUGUAAUAACGAAGCCGCUGUCCUUCAAGCCAGAGGCCUGCUCCUUAAGUUCUUGUGUCAAGAGCACCCGGCUCAGCUUUUCCUUAGAUCACCUCCAAGAGCUGACGUCCACCACGUGGGACUUGGAAUGCUCCGUCAAACUGUGUCACGGGGAGUCAUGUGGAUCUGAAGAAACAGUGAAGAGGAAUCUGGAGGUUACCCAACGGUCUUUGCAACUGCCAACCCCAGCGUGCUUUGAUUUUGGCUUACCAGGCGUUCUGGGCAUUGCGUUUGGAGGGUUCCUGAUUGGAGUACUACUCAUUGGAGCAUUGUGGUUUAUCAAGAUUAAAACAGGGUACCCAACUGGACUGGAUAUAAGCUCAACUGCAGCCAAUCUACCUGGAUGUCCCUGUUCAGGAGCAAAACGACAACCCGUCUCCACCAACCCGUCCCCCUCUGAGAACAGCAGCGCCAACGCUAGCAUCGGAAGCACCCAAAGCACGCCGACCAGCAGCAUGGCAUGAGGUCACACUGAUCUCCACCACCUGCAGAGCCGCCGCCUCCCUUCCAAGUCACCUACCUGGGUUUUGUGCUUUCGUUUUCUUUAAAUGAUGCUCACAAAGCAUUUCUGCCUUCCCUGUCCCAUCCUCCUCCCUACCCCCCCCCCCCAUUCAAAUCCUCAUUUAAAAAAAAAAAGCACUGCCCGAGCCGGGAAUGGAUGUGAUCUGGGAGUUUUGGAAUGGAGGAUCGAAGGUGGGAGGGGCGGGUAAGCUGGGUGACAGAUGACAGAAGUCUAAUCAAUGGCCUCUGGCGCUCACCUCUGCGGCCUCUCUGUAAAGUCAGGCUCCCAGACAGGAAGUUAAAAAGGGCAAGAGGGAGAAAAAAAAAAAAAAAUUGGCUCCCAGCAACAGGAAAAACAAACCAUAUCCCCCAAGAGCUAACAGGAAAUUCCCUGCAUUCCUUUCAAUGAAUUGUGCUCGCGUGACGGCAGCACCAUAAUGGUCAGACAGGAGACAGGCUAGUCUAAAGACAUACUUUGAAAAGUAGAUGAAACAUUGUUUUGUUUUCACAUCUGCGCUAUGAAAAUACGAAGGGCUUUGUGGCCACGCCUAGAAAAGUUAUUAACAACGUGAGGCUGAAAAAAGAUCAACCCGUCGAUGAAAUGCUCACCUGAAGGGGCAUUCGUCUUAAUUGGAGUGAAAGGUCAAUAGUUAACAGCUACCUCCUAUUAUUUAGAGAUCUAGAGUUAAGUGUAACGUUAUUGCUAGAUUUCACUGUUUGAAUUUAUCUUACUUUUUGCCUUUUUCCAUUUUUGUUUUAUUUUAUGUUACUUUCUGGUAACCUUGUAGCUCUUGGCAACAACGUAAUUGUCGCAUUUUCAUACUAAUUCAAUAACUGGAUCAGGGCCUCUAUAUGAAAGUCCGUUUUUUUUCCUUCCAGUCCAAUUAAAAUGAGAGAAUAUACACAAUUUCCGAAUCACUCAACAAAACCAAUCCUAAAGUUAUAUUUAUCGCCCGAAGGACCCAAUAAGUAAUGGAGAAAAAAGAAAAAAAAAGUACUUCUGAACUGAGAAUUAAUCAAUUUUGUAAUGUACAGCUGAGUAAUGUGUCAUUAAUGGGUUGAUACCAAAACUCACAUCAGUUUUAAUACAGCGAAGCUCACAGAGUGAAGUCUUACUUUUCCUUUGCCCAACUGAAAGCUGUAUUAAUGAUUUGUUUCACCAUUCAUGUCAUAUCUGUAACAUACAUUAACUCAAAUACAAAAUAUUUUAAUAAAUAUAUAUAUUUAUAUAUAUAUCAUGUAUCAUAUAUAUAUAUCAAGUAUUUUUAGACAAAUGGAAUCAUUCCCCUUUUGGUGAUGCUAAUGAUUAUAGUGUAUAAACCAUAAUGUUCCUCCAAUAUUUGAAGAUCAAGACUUUAAAGGUGUAUUACGUUUUUGUCAUUUUAAAAGACUUUGCUAGUAAUGUGUUGUCACACUGUAAGAUGACCAAACAAACAAGAAAUCCUUUUUAGGCCUCCGAUGGAUGUAACCACACUACGAGAAACUAGUAACCUAGUAAAUUCUAGGUAAACGCAUGUGGGCUGAACUGAGGUAAUUUGGGCAUGAAUCAAUAUAGUUGGACUUUGAGUUUUAACACUUCCAAGCCCACUUCUCCCUAAUUUUAAAACCUAAUCUUCCUAUACAAGUCACCAGCUCUGAAUACAGCCUUUUUGAACUCCAUAGUGUUAUUAAUAAUAACAACAAUAAAAGACCAUAUUUUAUACGUUUGCAACAAUACAUUUUUGCUUUAACCCCAUGACGACUGCUUCGAAAAUUCAACCUUAGCUUCAUUCACAGCUGUCACAUGACGUGCCGAGUGAUGAUGUGUCAUUUGAGACGGAUGGAUUUCUCAUUUCAAGUGAUUUACGUCUGCUCUCUACAUUUGAUAGGCUGCAUCAGCCGCUGCAGUGCUAAUGCUAGACAGAAGCUGCAUACAUGCAUAAUAAGGACUCGCCAGGGCUGCAACUGUAGAGUGACGGUUGAUCCGUGAACCCACUGCUUUCAUUUCAAUGUACAAAUGUAAAUGUAACUUUUUUUUUUUUUCAUCCACUCUGUUAGCUCUUAACAAAUAUUCCCAUCCGUUUAUAGAUUCCACACAAUGACAUUAAUGACUCUUACAGGCGUAUAUAUGAAUAUCUAUUGGCACCGAUUGUUACGUGCCUUCUGAUUUAGCUAAAAUAAUUGAUCCACCUUCAAACCCUAAUCUCAAAAGUAUUCCGUCUGUUCCACAACUACGGUUUGUAAUCUGUCUCCUCGUUGUAUGUGAGCUAUGUAGCCUCUUACGUCCCUUUGCAGCUCAGUGUGUGCGUGCACGUGCAAUCCUCUGUGCACGUGCCCGAUUGUCUUUGGGUAUUUGUGCAGAGGCGGAGAACAAAAAAGAGGGCCAGUACAAAUUGCCACUUGAGUAUAUGUGCAAUAUGAUGAGGUAAACUUGUUUGUUUGUUUUUUACAAUUUUUGUGCAAAUGUUGAAUGAUGUUCUUACUUGGAAGCUUUUUCUUAACGGGCUUUGUUUUUUUAUGUGUUUGAAGAACUGGGACAAUUCCUAAAUCAAGGCACUUGUCAAAUGCAAACCUUUUGUUUUGUGUUUUCAUUUGUAUUUUUCGUGUAGAUUUGAGUUUUGAUUACAAUGUAGUCGCAGACUGUGCAUGUCACAGCACAUGUCAAAGACAGAAAGUAGUUUUUUUUCACCCUUGUUUGACUUUUGCUCUGACUCCAAGAUUCCCCUGCUGUUCAAAAAACAUGGAAUAUCUCUGCCGAUAGUGACAUCCUGACAUUUUACUGCAUUCAUUGUACUAUCUUCAGUGGGUUUGAUGGGGAAGUACAUUCUGAAAAACAGAACGUCUCGCCACACAGGAGGAUCUCAGCAAAAUAUUCAACACUCGCAGGGAACAUUCAAACUUAAAACAGUGAAAAGAAAAUCAUGGUUAUUGAGAACGUUUAUCAUCUGUAGCUGAAAGCAGCCACACUGACUGAUUCUGACAGUGAAAUCAGACGGGCUACCAGUCAAUUCGCUUGUUAACCCUGCAGAUCCCUUCGUUACCUCUGACAACAGCUUCUCCACCCACAGACAGUCUACACAGUUGACAAACUAUGUGUGUGUGUGCACACAAUAUCUGUGUCUCUGUGUGGGUGUACAACAGAAACUCCACCUACAUUUAUGUGAGUGGAUCCUCGCUCCAGUCUCUUAACAAUGUCCAGGUUCUGAAUUCUUACCAAAAGCUGCGGCGUCAACAUGUGUGAUUUAAUCAAGUAUAGAAUGCAAUGUAUGUAAUGCAAAAGUAUGUUGUCUCUGCAGAAAUAUAUGUUUUGUCUGAAAUAAUCUUAAUAAAGAAGAAAUGACAAUUGC